This is a messenger RNA of Scatophagus argus, 3163 nucleotides long. RefSeq names its product ADP-ribosylation factor-like 13b (gene arl13b). Gene Ontology annotation, molecular function: GTP binding; GTPase activity. The transcript has 10 exons. Gene Ontology annotation, cellular component: non-motile cilium; ciliary membrane; motile cilium. NCBI's taxonomy places the organism in Eukaryota, Metazoa, Chordata, Actinopteri, Scatophagidae. Gene Ontology annotation, biological process: non-motile cilium assembly; receptor localization to non-motile cilium. The record is from RefSeq and is a predicted model, not a curated record. Bases 523 to 1743 code for a protein of 406 amino acids.
GAUGACGCAAGCACGUCUGCAGCCUAGCAGCAGAAAAGACGGCGUAAACAAAGAAGACGGCUAAAAAAUAGCUUACGCUAAGUCGCUAAUGUUUCGUGAGUAAAAUAUUUACUGUAGCCGCAUUCGCUACAUAUAUGAAACUUGUUUUAGCUUAAAGGUGAGCACCUUUUUUAUGGGUAUGGUUACGCACUGACUGAUGUGCUGAGAUUGGGACUAAACGAGCUCACACGUUACCGUUAUCGCUAGCUACACUAGCAUUAGUUAACCUCGGGUAACGGGACACGGAUUUUGCAUCUCUGGAAACCUUAAAUAACGUUCAUUGACUGUACAUGACACUAGAUUCAUCGGUGGUGGUUACGCUGACCAUUUCACGGCCUUUUAACGUUGAUGCUAUCAUGAGUUAGCUCGCAAUGUAGCUAAUUUGGACUAAGAGUUGAUCAGCUCUUUAGACAGGCUUGGGUAGUGGGGUGACGUUCCUGGCUAGAUGACCACUUGAUUGCAGUUGUCUCCACUCGGACUGCAAUGUUUAGCCUGAUGGCGAAUUGUUGCAACUGGCUGAAACGCUGGCGAGAGCCUGCAAGGAAGGUGACUCUGGUCAUGGUGGGCCUGGAUAAUGCAGGGAAGACAGCCACAGUACGAGGAAUCCAAGGAGACAAUCCACAGGACGUGGCUCCCACAGUGGGAUUUUCCAAGGUUGACCUGAAGCAGGGCAAAUUCGAGGUGACCAUCUUUGACCUGGGUGGUGGGAAGAGAAUCCGGGGCAUCUGGAAGAACUACUACUCAGAGUCGCAUGGCGUGGUCUUUGUGGUGGACUCCAGCGAUGUCCAGAGGAUCCAGGAGACACGGGAGACCAUGGCCGAAGUCCUGCAGCACCCGCGCAUCGCAGGGAAACCUGUGCUAGUGCUUGCCAACAAACAAGACCAAGAGGGAGCGCUGGCUGAGGCAGACAUCAUUGAGAACCUUUCAUUGGAGAAGCUCGUCAACGAGAACAAGUGUCUCUGUCAGAUCGAGCCAUGUUCUGCUGUUCUUGGCUACGGCAAAAAGGUCGACAAGUCCAUCAGGAAGGGCCUGAAGUGGCUUCUCAACAACAUCGCCAAAGACUACGAGGCAAUCACUGAGCGCGUGCAGAAGGACACGGCUGAGCAGCGCGCUCAGGAGGAGCAAGACAAGAAGGCGAGGGCGGAGAGAGUGCGGCGGAUACGAGAGGAGAGAGAACGGCAGGAGCGGGAAGAGGCAGAACGUGAGGGCAGGCAGAUCCAGGAAGAGGAGCCCGAUGACGAAAACAUGCCCAGCCCCUUCCAGCCAAUCAGCAACGUGAUCUCUGAGAACCAGGAGAAAGAAAAGGAGAGGAAGAGACAAAGAGAGCCGCAGGAGGCCGGAGCCGACAGCCUGAAUGUUGAUCAAGAGGAAGAGGAGUAUGAGGACGACGAAGAGCCAGACGACACAAGACAAACUCCAGAAAAUGGUAGUUCAGCCACAACAGGUGAGCAAGACAAAAAGAAGACAAGGAAGCUGCACCUGAAGAGGAAGCACAGGGUGGACCCGCUGAGGACGGAGGACGGGCCAGCAGAGAGCCCCACCCCCCCGCCUGCUCCAGUUGGAUGGGCCACACCAAAAGUUUCUAGGCUGCCAAAACUAGAGCCUCUCGGGGAUUCGAGACAUUCUGAGUUUUACAAGAAGCCUCUCCCGCCUGUUGCGAACAGGCCGCGGCCUAACGGCGACGCGCACGACAUCAUUUUUUAACCUUCCUUUACUGAUUGAGGUCCUCCAAUCACGGCUCUCCCCCUUUCUUGCUUUGUGUCUCAAGUGAGCAGCGUGUAGACCACCAAACACAGAGACGCUGCAGACGGCGUGGGAGCUGGUGAGAUAUGGGAGGGUGACGGGACACGAAACACAGGAGCAUCAUGGGAAAUGAAGUCCCGCUCGGAAGCUUUUGUAUGGUUUCACAAGCUGACGAACCUGCCGGAACUGUUUUAACAUCAGGUUCUGUCUCAACAAAAGCACAUUUUGUGCUGAACUUUUUCCAAAACUGUACACUGAUACAUUAGUUGUUAUUGUUAAUAUCAGUGUUAGAUUGUAUGGACUCUAUUUGUCCAUCUGAAAUGCUUUUAAUUCACAGAGGAUGUAAAUACGUCCAUCAUAUCCUUACAUGCGUCUGUCUGUCUGAAUAAUGGAUUUAUAUGCACACCAGCAUUAAAAAAAAGAGACCAUAUGUCAUUCAUUUAUUUUUGCACCUCAGAUUCUGUGUCAUAAGCAAAUGUGUAUAUGAUACGAAGUGUCUUUUAAAUUUGACAUAAGUCAGAAACAUAUUUCAGUGAACCACAAAUGAGGACGAGUCCCCUCUCUUGGGUGGAGGUGGAGGAAGCUGGAUGGAAACAGCUGAAUUAUGGGUGUGAUUUCCUACAUUAUGCUGUGCUGCAUAUAGAAAAGUGUCACUCUGCAUCAUGACUGCAUGAAUUUACUGACUUUUCACUUAAAUACUCUAAAAGAUUUUAUGGCCAUGAAAAGAAAAAGACUGAUUGCCAGCACCAUCAUCAAGGAUCGUUUUAUUUAUUGCUAAAAAUGUAAACAUAUGAAAAUAUAUUUGUCAUUAUUUGUCUACAGGGCUAUAGACUUUUUUUUUUUUACACAUUCUGCUGUUUACACUGUGCAUGUGUUUUUAAAGUGAUAUUUCUCCUGAGGCCUCAGACUUGCUGCCUCUCAGGUGGCCCUGAGGUGUGAACCAGCACUGCUGCUUCUGCUGCUGCUGCUGCUCCAGCUUUUCUCACUGCGUCUGCUGCACCCAUUUUAUCUUUGCUUAAAAUAAAAUAAUUUAAAAAAAAAACUGCUAAAAUUGCAUCUCCAAAAAGCACAAACCUGGAGAAAGAAACUUGGUACACUCCAAUGCCCCAGAUAAGUUUGUGUGUUUGAAGAGUUUACAGUUGGAUGAUGAUGGGGGAGAAGAAACAUUGACUACGCCAACACCUGGAACAGACAAUAUCGGGUCAGAACACAUGAGAGCAGCAGAAGUAAGCACAUGAAAUGUCACUUUAAAACUACGAUGUUAUACUUCAGUAGUACAACACUCGCUCUCUUCUGUAUGAGGUCGUUACGAGGGAAAAAGAAUAUUUUUUCUACCCAGUUUGACUUUUAUAACCGCACAAUUAAAGAUGUUUGAAAUACA